UUAUACCAUGAUAAAAUUAUAGAAUAUAUAAAAAUAAAUGAAACCUAUAUUGUGAAAAACUUAAAUUUGUCAAAUAGCAAAAAUGUAAGAUAUAAAACUAUUGUAGAAAUACAUAUGAAUGUACACAAUGAAUGCAGAAAUAAAGAACGCCAAAUCAACGAAGAAGAAUUUUUAUCAACAUUAUUACAAAUGUUCACAGAAGAGGAGUAUACGAUAUAUCCUAAUUUGACAAAUGAUGAGUUAAUGGAAAAUAUUAAAUGUAUAAAUGAUAUUGAAAAACAAAAACUUUUAUGAAAUUAUGUGAUAUAAAAACAUAAAUUUAUUAUAAUAGACCGCUUCAACAUUUUAAAGUAUUAAUGAAAAAAAGGAAAGGCAUACAUAAAAAAAGUUCAAGUAUUAAAUAAGAAAUAUUCUAGCGAAUAUCAGUAUAUUCCAUUUAUACAAAUACAAAAAGGUGCUUGGAUUCAAUACAUAUCAAAAAGGGGUACCAUUUAUAGAACAAUAUUUAGAACAGGAUUCUUUAUGGAAUUGACAGAAAAAUAACAGGAUAUUUCAUGUGAAUAUGAAGAAAAUAAAAGGGAAUUAUCACUAAUAAAUACAGAAGAAUUUCAUAACACAGAUAUUUAUAUAGAUAUAUACGUAUAUGUAUAUAUUACUACUAAAAAUAUAUAUACUCUUACAUAUGAUGGUAUUACAAGAAUUAAAAAAAAAGGAAAAUAAAAUGCUAGGAUAUUUUCAUAAAUGAAUGAGAACAGAACCAAAUUUAUGGAAAAAUUCAGAAAUAGAAAAAACCUAAUUAAUUUUAAAGGAGGAAAUUUGGAAAAUAAAAAAAAUAUAGGUCAUAUAGGGGGAGAUAAUUUUAGAAAGGAGAUAGACGAUUGGAUAAGUGAAGAUAAUGCAAAUGUAAAUUUCACAGUUAAUGAUGAGAAAUUAAACAAAACCGUUGAAAUAUCAGGAACUCAUAUCUUAUAA
This is a messenger RNA of Plasmodium malariae, 972 nucleotides long. NCBI's taxonomy places the organism in Eukaryota, Apicomplexa, Aconoidasida, Haemosporida, Plasmodiidae. The record is from the annotation of a RefSeq genome assembly.